CCCAUGGAACUACAGAACACCACACGGGUGUCAGAGUUUGUCCUCCUAGGGUUCUCACAGACCCAGGAGCUCCAGAAACUCCUGUUCUUGGUGUUUCUCUUUGUCUAUGUCACCACUGUUGUGGGAAACCUCCUUAUUAUGGUCACAGUGACCUUUGACUCCCAGCUCCACACCCCCAUGUAUUUUCUGCUUCGAAAUCUGGCUGUCAUAGACCUCUGCUAUUCCACAGUCACUUCUCCAAAGAUGCUCGUGGACUUCUUUCAUGAGACCAAGACCAUCUCUUACCAGGGCUGCAUGGCCCAGAUCUUCUUCUUCCAUCUCUUGGGAGGUGGGACAGUCUUCUUUCUCUCGGUGAUGGCUUAUGAUCGCUACAUAGCCAUUUCGCGGCCCCUUCACUAUGUCACCAUCAUGAAUACUCGGUUGUGUGUGGGGCUGGUGGUGGCUGCCUGGGCAGGGGGCUUUGUCCACUCCAUUGUCCAGCUGGCUCUGAUGCUCCCAUUGCCCUUUUGUGGCCCCAAUGUCCUAGAUAACUUCUACUGUGAUGUUCCGCAAGUGCUGAGACUUGCCUGCACUGACACCUCCCUCCUAGAGUUCCUCAUGAUCUCCAACAGUGGGAUGCUGGUUCUUAUCUGGUUCCUCUUCCUUCUGGUCUCUUACACGGUCAUCCUGGUGAUGCUGAGGUCCCACUCAGGACAGGCAAGGAGGAAGGCAGCUUCCACCUGCACCACCCACAUCAUCGUGGUGUCUAUGAUCUUCAUUCCCUGUAUCUACAUCUACUCCCGGCCCUUCACCCCCUUCCCCAUGGACAAGGCUGUGUCCAUCAGCUACACAGUCAUCACCCCCAUGCUCAACCCCAUGAUCUACACCCUGAGGAACCAGGACAUGAAGGCAGCCAUGAAGAAGUUAGGCAAGCGCCUAGUGAUCUGCAACAGGAGCUGA
Messenger RNA from Artibeus jamaicensis (Jamaican fruit-eating bat), 939 nucleotides. Its product is annotated as olfactory receptor 4D1. Gene Ontology annotation, molecular function: olfactory receptor activity; G protein-coupled receptor activity. The record is from RefSeq and is a predicted model, not a curated record. Gene Ontology annotation, cellular component: membrane. Gene Ontology annotation, biological process: G protein-coupled receptor signaling pathway. Bases 4 to 939 code for a protein of 311 amino acids. NCBI's taxonomy places the organism in Eukaryota, Metazoa, Chordata, Mammalia, Chiroptera, Phyllostomidae. The transcript has a single exon.